Corvus hawaiiensis (hawaiian crow) is the source of this 6675-nucleotide messenger RNA. It is a transcript of the gene TMEM164, whose product is annotated as transmembrane protein 164. Bases 359 to 1309 code for a protein of 316 amino acids. NCBI's taxonomy places the organism in Eukaryota, Metazoa, Chordata, Aves, Passeriformes, Corvidae. The transcript has 7 exons. The record is from RefSeq and is a predicted model, not a curated record.
CGUCCAUUUUUCGGCGUGAGUCAGGCACGUCGGUGGGGUGAUGCUACGGCGCCGGGCAAGGGCCGGGCCAGCCGCGGGGAGCGGCCCGCUCGCUCGGGCCCGGAGUCUCGGCCGUGCCGGCGCUGCCACUGAGCGGAGCGGUGCUUCCUCCUUCCCGUCCCUCGCCGGGGCUGGCGCCAUGGCCGGGGGCGCCGGGCCUGCCGCUCCCUGACACCCGCCCGCCCGCGGAGGCUGCUGCGCGCGGGACUCCUCUGGGCAGCGGAAGGGAAGUGCAGAACUGCCCGUGCCCCGAGCGGAGCUGCCUGCUUCUCCCGGAGCCUGGCACUGAAGGGCUGCAGCGGGAGCGUCUGGGCGUUUCAUGCUUCGUCAGCCCGGCAGCAUUUUGGCUUUGAUUCCGUCUUGCUCCUACCUGUUCCUGGAGAAGAGGCACCGUCCCGCCAUGUGUCGCUACAGCCUCCACAACCUCCUGGAUUGGAUGUAUGGCGGGGUGGACCCAAGCUUCGCAGGCAAUGGAGGGCCGGAAUGCGCCGCCUUUCUCUCCGGCCAGCAGCGCUUGCUGGAGAGUUUGGUCUUCCUCACUGUGGGCAUCGUGGAGAUCCUCGUGUCCCUGUGGAAGCUCAGACAGCUGCCUGUCCGGGAGCUGGAGAAUCUGCUGCAGCAACCCCAGACUAAGCAGGAGAGCCUGGGCAAGAACGUGCUGCUGGUGCUGCUCUGCCUCGUCUUUGGGCUGGAAGUGGGGUUCAAGUUUGCCACCAGGACUGUCAUUUACCUCCUGAAUCCCUGCCACGUGGUCACCAUGAUGCAGAUUUUUCUUCUUGCCUGUCCCCCAUGUCGAACUGCAAUGAUUCUCUUCAGGUUGCAGAUGCAUAUGCUGAAUGGGGCCCUCUUAGCAUUGCUGUUUCCUGUUGUGAAUACACGCCUGCUUCCAUUUGAAAUGGAGAUUUAUUACAUCCAGCAUGUGAUGCUCUAUGUUGUGCCCAUCUAUCUGCUGCAGAAAGGAGGUAUCUACACCCCUGAACCGCUCUGCAAUUUCUGGUGGGCUCUUUUAUCCACAGGGUUUAUGUUUGUGUAUCAUUUUAGCGUCUUGCAGAUCCUGGGAUUGGUUACAGAAGUGAAUUUGAACAACAUGUUGUGCCCAGCUGUCUCAGAUCCUUUUUAUGGGCCCUGGUAUCGAAUCUGGGCCUCUGGACAUCAGACUGUCAUGACCAUGACUCACGGGAAGCUCGUAAUCCUGCUGUUCCACAGUGCUGUCCCCACCUUUAAAUGGAGCAUGGACUUGCUUAGACUCCCAGCUAAAAAAAUGGACUGAAAUUUCUCCCCACGGAGUUGUUUGUACAGGAAGCAGAGAUAUACUGGAAAACAAAGAGGAGGGAUGAGAGGACAAUGGCUUUAUACUUCUUCCCACAGUUUUUUGCCUCAAAAACACCUCUGUAAUCAAGUGAGGUUUUUUUUACCUGCUGUUUCUCACUGCCUAUUGCCAAUGGCAAAAUUAGUGGCCUUAUUCGGGGGAAGGUUCAUGUUUUAUACAUUUUGUAUAGAUUGCAGUAGAAUCUUGCUAAGUGACCAUUUAAAAUUAGGCCAGGACCUGUCCACAUUCCAGCAAUGAAAACGGCAGUGCUACCUCGUUUUGACUCAUUUCCCAUUAAAGAAUAGUACAGUUGUAGGGUAGGAAAUAAUGCUGAAUUGUAGCACUCCACUGAUGUGAACCAACAUGAUGAACUGCAUCAUCCUGGCUUAACUCUUAGAGCCUGAAUGUUCCAAAAUGGUCACAGGAAAUGGUGCACACUUAAUCUUCCAGUCAGAAGUGCAAAACAGUGGGGUUCUACUGUAUUUUCUUUAAGCUGGUUGAAAACAUUGGGGAACAAUAACUCGUAGAAUUUUUUUUUUUUAAAUCAACAACAUCAUUUCAAAGCUGCAGUGGAUAAGUAUCUUUCAAGUCCCAUCAUGAUGCUUUGGAGAUGCUUUUAUUUUGGUGAGAGGAAAAAAAUAAUGCUGAAACAAUUUCAAAAGACCAUGUUAUAUAUAAGUCGUAAGAUACUGGAUCCACUGUUCUGUCCUGACUUUGAACAAAAUGUUUUUUUCACUUACCUUAGAUUGGAGAUACAAAGUCCAAUGUAAACAUCAGGUUUUUUUUUUUUUUUAUACUUAGUAGCCUUUGAAACAUUCCUGCUCUGUCUACGCUAAUCCUCACAGACCAGACUGGUUGGUGAAGAAACAAAAUGAAACUCUUCUCUCCCUGCAGCUCUGAUACAUCAUGUGCACUGAUCUUAAAAUACAGGUAUAAAAAGGAACAUCAAAUCAGUGCAGGCCUCUACUGCAAAGAACAUGGUCCAGUUUAGUAGUAUGACCAAAUCUUCCCAUCAAUGUGUCUUUUGGAGAACAGGAUGUAGAUGGGCAGAAUGAUCAACUGCGUGUAUCUGCUCAAAUUUUGCAGGAGGAGAAACCAUUGGGCAGAAAGAUGGGAAAUCAUGACUGUGUUCUUCCAGAAUUGUGAGUCCAUUACACAGACUGUUGUGUUUUGGGACUGCAGGUUUUUCUUGUACAGAAGUUUGUUGGAAUUUAUAGAUUCACUGUGUUGUCAAAGCUGUGACUUGUAAGAUAAACCAAAACCAUCAUACCUCCUCCAGCUGGAUCACCUGAAGGUAAUGUGCUGAAGUUAAGGUACAGACGUUUAUACCUCAAGAAGCAAAAGUAAGCUUUUUUUUUCCUUCCUUAAAAAAGAAAAAAAUUUCAUUGGUGAGAGAACAAGUGGCUACUUCAAAUAUUUUUACUCCAUAUGAUUAAAAAAACUACACCUCAAUCAUAAAUACAUUGUCCCAUAUUCUGAUUUACAACUGGUUUCUGGCUUUCUUCCAUGCCUUGCUGUAUGUGUGUGUAUACAUAUAUAUAAAAAAAUAUACUGUAUGCUCACAAUUUGAGAACCUGCAGCAUGUACCUAAACUAUCCCUCAGGCAUAUGCAGCUGGUGUUAGUAAGCAUUACAAUAGAAGGAUUUUAGACAAAUUUUGCAAAUACUAUUUAGCAUUAUUAUUUGCUUUAUUUGCUUAACUUUCUUACGGUUUUUUCGUUCUUUUUUUUAGUUUUUCUGAUUUCCUUUUUUUUAAAGCAUCUUCCCUCUUUUUUUCUGUCAGGCUAUUGUAGUUACUGGAAACACUUCUCUCAGUAGCAGCCUUUUAUUUUUUUCUUUUUUAAACUGUAGCAUUUCCUAUCUGUAGUCAUCUGCUUCAGGGCAUUGCAAACAAAUAUAAACCAGCUGCUGUUUGCCACCACUGACUGCCUCUGGUCAAUUAAAACUGCAGGAGCAUUGAAAUGAGCUCAGGUGUCUCACUCAGUGCAGGCUCUUUGCUUGGUAAGCAGAAUUUGUGAGCUCUUCUGGCUGACUUAAAAUUCAGUAGCAGGAAUGUGAAUAGAGCUGCCACAGGGCCAUCCCUGGGCAGUGGGAAGGGAUUCCUGGUACAGAGCUGCUGGGAGUGGUUGCCCCUGCCCUCCCUCCCUCCCUGCCUGGUGGUCAUUGGGCUGGUCUGUGCUUUUCCCCUCUUCUGCUACUCUAGUUGUUUUGAGUCACACAGAAAUUCCAGGUGUAAUUUCACCACAUGGAGUUUGCUGAUGGAGCUGCUCAUCAGAGCCAGUGAGGCACUUGUACUGUCCCUUCCAAACCUUAUUGUGGGCACGUUCUGGAGCUUGUUGAAUCUUUCAUGCCAAUUUAAGCUGCAAAAAUGUCUCACUGAACAAGGUAAUUUAGCAAAAAUGUAGAGAGGUAGCCAACUACUGCACUCAGUAAGGAUUUUAGAAGCAUUGGAGCUGCAGUGAAGGAAUCAAAUGGUGCAGCUGGAGUCAGGUGGGAAGGCAGGCAGUGCAACCUUCACCUUUUUAACAUAAGCUGUUGCUUCUUUGUUGUUGUGCAAUGUCAGUGAGGCUGCCUGAGUUAGAACAGAAUUAUUUAGGCUGGAAGAAACCUGAGUUCAUCAAGCCAAGCAUUAACCCAGCACUGCUGAGCCCACCACUAACCCUUAGCCCAAGUGCCACACAUCAAAGUCUUUGAAAUCCCUCCAGGGUUGCCGACUCUACCACUUCCCUGGGCAGUCUGUUCAAUGCCUGACAACUCUUCUGGUGAAGAAAUUUUCCCUAAUGUCCAAUUUAAACCUUCCCUGGUGCAACUUGAGGCUGCUUUUUCUUGUCAUGUUGCUUUAUUUCUUGGGAGAAAAGGCUGACCCCCAUCCUCCUUUCAGGUAGUUGUAGAGUGACGAGGUCCACCCUUUUCCCCCUUUUCCCCAGGCUAAACACCCUCAGCCAUUCCUUAGACUUAUGCCCUCCUUGCCCAUGCCCUUCUUUGAAGGCUUUUAGAACUUCACGUUGGUUAAUGGUGAGCCACCACAGAAAACUGCAUGAGCGUAGCUGAGACAGGCUCUACAAAAGGGGAAGGACAGGGCAGAAUGGCAGCAGAAAAGGAACAAACUUUUGAAGCAAUUGUCAUGGAACUUCACAUCCUUCAUUCCUCACCUAUCUCUGGGUCUCUGCUGGAAAUAUGCAUCAGCCAGAGCUUGUUACAUGUGCCGAAUCUGGGAAAGAAUGGGAGAGAAGAAUACUUCAUCUCUAUAGCAGUUAUUUGUUGUUUCCCCUGGCAGAGGCUGAUUUUUCUUUUCCCUGAAUGGUUUAUUUUAUAGGCAGUUACACUAUACAGAUUCCUUUGGUUGCUUUAUGCUUAUUUAUGCUGGAAAUGAAAGCACAAAACUCUACUGCUGUUCUUGGGAGGCAAUUGCAUUCUCUCCUGGGGUGUUACGCACACAAUCCAUGUCCACAUAACUUGAAGCUGUUGCUCAGUACCUGGUGAUGAGAUUUUACAGUGCUGCUGUGCAAUGCACAAUUGAAAGGGUUGUCCUGGGCCUCCUGGUCAAAUGUGCCCAAAUCCUUUGUAAUGGUACCAGGAAUUUCAGCAAUAGUGGCAGUAGCUGUGGGGCAGAGCAGGAGUGGGGCUGCACAGCCAGACCUACAGAGUGUGAAAUUUCAUCCCAAAGUGGCUUCAUUUGCUGGCCAGAAUACCCCAAAAACUUCUUGUGCAGUGUCACUGCCUGGCCUUCAGAGAUGCUGGUAUGGGUUAAGGGGUCUGAACAGAACCCUCCAAUUGUUAGUAGUGUGGGCAUUUAGAAAGAAACAAGGAGUAAGGAAAUUCAUGACUCCUACUGCCACUGGCUGCAUUUCCCUCCAAGGGUAGCCAUAAAUGAAACAUUAUUAGCUAUAAUAAACCUGUUUACUGAUGGGUUUGUUUAUGCAGCCUUGGAGUAAGUAGCCCUCCAAAGCAGAGGUAACAUUUCUGCCCCCACCACCUUCUGCCAUGGCUUCAGCUGUCCAGGAUCCCUGCAGUGCUAUUUUUCCAGGGAUUCAGACACUGUACAGUGUCUGAGCUGUAUCUAUUUGUUUAACUUCCUCUUUUAAGCACCAAAGGAGGAUUUGCAUCUUGUUUCUUUUGAAGAGUGCAAAUGAAUAGCUCUUGCCCAUGUGUUUAUAAAUCAGUGAAAAGCCACAGGCUAUAAACAUGCACCUGGAGCUGGUUUUGGUUCAGCUUCUUAUGGUUCAAAGACGCUGCUCAUAAGCAAAGCUUACGUGUGCUCAAGCAGCUGCUGCCUUGGGGAACUUGGGGGACAGGAAAAGUCAGUCCAUUUGCAAACCUUGAGGUCACAGAGUACCUAAUUGUAGGUUUCUGUUUCUAACCACAGAGUUUUGAGAUUUCAGUAUAUUUGAGAUCAUUUAGUGAAGUUCAAUUGUAUUUUUCAUAAAUGGCUAUUUGCAACUGUUAACUGACUGUACUUUUAUGUCCUAAGUCUUGCAUCUAAACCAGAAGCAUUUGUUUUCUAUGCAUCCACAGCUAAUGGAAAACGGAGUUUUUUGUGGUGUUUUCUUCAGUGUUGCAGUUCUUUCAUUCUAGGUGAUCCUUAGGAAUGAAAUUCAUCCUUAUAGUUAACAAAGCUCUGAAAAGGCCAAAACCCAGGAAGAGAGUGUAUGUCAGCCCUGGUGGGAUGUUUCUGCAGGCAGACCGGUCAGCUUUGAUGUUUUCAGUUCUACGGUGACAAGACUCAUAACAAAUCUGUUGACUUUUGUGAUCUCACACUUCAAGUGAUAUUGCUGUAAAUCUGUCUUGCAGCUCUUGGUGUAACUUAGUCAAAGCCAAGCUGUUUUAUAAAGAAUUUCAUUUUUCUUCAGGGUCAAUUUUUUACUUUUAAAAAUUAUUUCUGCAUUUCCUGAGUCAUUAUCCCAAUGCUGCAGAGGAUGCAGCAGGCAGAGCAGUGAGCACACCCCACUCUCCCCAACCACACUGUGCCAGGAGGCUGGGCUGGAGCACCAGGGGGGCAGCAGGAACCUGCAGGGCUGCUUACUCCACCCUCUACUCCCAACAUCCAGGCAUAGAAUGGUUUGGCAAGGGCAAGGAUGGAUGUGGAUGGGCUCAACUGCCACAUAUGCUGUUAGUUCUGAACAAUUUGUAAAGUGUUAUAAAUUUGGUAAACUUUUUAAUGUGCUAAACCUUGAUUAUGAGGUAACAUUUACAAAUAUGGGGUAAUUUGUGUACUUGUUUUUGUAUUUUGGUCUGAUGGGCUUUUUUGUUGUUGUGCCCUAAAUCCAGAUCAUUGGGCCAAUAGUUGUUAAACCUUUGCAUUAAAAUCAAUAAAUGCAUUUUAAUGGA